CACAUUCAGUUAUUGACUGAAACACUGAACAUUCAGCGGCUUGUGGACUUGGAUUAGAGACUUCAGAUCACAUUUGGAUGAUGGCGUUUUGGCUACAGAUGGGUUUCCUGAUCGCCAGCCUCACAUCUUCAGCGGUGAGAGGGCGAGUGGAGAAAGAGCUGUCUCCAGAGUGCAGGGAAUUCCUCUACAUGGGAACCCCACCGAAAGGCCUGGAGCUUCCCUCUGUCAAGUACAUCUGUCAGUUUUACAACAAGAAGCCGCGCUACGUGACCCUGUACAGCACCGAGGAUCACGUUCCGAUCUACUCCGCCUACACCUUCAAGCGCUCGGACGGGGAGAAGUGUGUGGAUGUUCCCUGGAUGUAUGAGCCACAGUUGUCCACUUCUUUUGACACGGGCGAGAUGCAGCCGUUUCCACGCGGUUACAUGCACAUGAACUUUGAAGACGCCCAAGCGAUUCUGGACGACUACACCAACGCCAUACACUACGAGCGAGGGACGCUGAACCCGGACGAGCAUCAGAACGAACCUGACGACAAGGCCUCCACUUACACCCUCACCAACGUCGUCCCCAUGGUGCCCGACUUCAACGACAGGAUCUGGAACAAACAGGAGCACAUCGUCCGCAAACGGCUUAACAACUACUGCCGCGGGACGGCCUACGUAGUGACCGGGAUCACCAAGUCAGGGACGAUGAUCCGCAGAGAAAACAUGAACCGCAUCGCAGUCCCCGACUACCUGUGGUCGGCUUACUGCUGCGUGGACUAUGACCACAACACGCCUUACACGGAGCGAUACAAGUUCCCGUCUUUUGCUCACUACGCCCUCAACGGGGACGAGAACAACGAGGUGGUAGAGACCUCCGUCCCGAAGCUCAGGGAGUUUCUCAAAAAGACGUUUGUGAACCAGAACUUUCAGAUUUUUGUAGGAGACUGCAAUCCCCAAUCCUCCAUGAAAAGUGAUUAGGAAAAGUAUUUUGAAAUGAGGUAGCUAGAUUGUAAAUUUGAAGAAUAAAUAAAGCUCCACUAUAUCCAAAACACAUAGUGUACAGCUUACCACACUAAAAUAUAUGCAAAUAAACAGAAUUG
Messenger RNA from Poecilia reticulata (guppy), 1087 nucleotides. RefSeq names its product endonuclease domain-containing 1 protein-like. The record is from RefSeq and is a predicted model, not a curated record. Gene Ontology annotation, molecular function: hydrolase activity; metal ion binding; nucleic acid binding. NCBI's taxonomy places the organism in Eukaryota, Metazoa, Chordata, Actinopteri, Cyprinodontiformes, Poeciliidae.